AACAAAAGUAUAAAAAUAAUUGUCUAUGAUCAAUUCAAAUACUUCAACAUAACCUAGAAGUUUUCAAAAAUAUACAGACAAAUUUGGUUUUUACAGAUUUUACGUCGGCUUUUCAUUGGAGAUGACUGAGCAAAGAGUAUCAUUUCUGUAUAAAGCCGCUGCUGUAGUUCCUAAUACGACUGAACAUCAAAAUCACCUUUUAAAAAGUUUCUAUUUGAUACGUUGCCAUGAACUUACAAAAAGUCAUCGCCUACCCACGAAACAAUUUUCAUCAAACUUGAGAUGUUCCUACUGUUGCAACGAGUGGAAAGUUGGGUUUUAUGAAACUAAAAUAUCAGCUGUAAAGUUAAGCAAAAAACAAAGACAAAGAAUAAAGAUAAGUAAGGAAACAAUCCUUAACAAAACUGUUUUACAGAAAAAGAAAGAACUAUUACACAGCAAUCAAAUUGAGAGAUUCUGUUUGAUUUGUAAACACAAAUCAGUGAUUCCCGCACUAAAGCCGGAAAAAAGUGUUAACAAAAUUACGAAACAAACACCUAAAGCUUCUCCAACAGAAGCUAAAAAUAACCCUGCAGCUAUUUCAAAAAGUGUAUCUCAAGUUAAGCCAGGAGUCAAAAAGAAAUUAGCUGUAAAUGUUUACUCAAAUACACAAGAAGUAUUUUCACUCAAGAAUAAAAAUAACACUAUAACUAGUACUAUAAAAGAAGCUCCAAAAGUUAUAAAAAACAAUAAAAAGAAGAAAGACAAAUUUGCUGGUCUCUGCAAGGAAGCUGUUCUGGCCUCAUCCAAGUUAAAGAAUAAAGAUAAAUUAAAUCUAUUUUUAAAGCCAUCAACAUAAGCAUCAAUACACUAAAGAAUAGAUGGGGUCGACAAGUUUCAACAAGUCAAUCCGCGCCCCUUUUGAAUUAAAAUGUUUAUGUUGCGCCGGCGCCGGUUCAAGCCAGCAUUCACUGUGAACAAAUAACAAUUAUUUGUGCGUACGAAUUACUUGUAGAAGUUU
Molecule: messenger RNA, 1000 nt
Organism: Plutella xylostella (diamondback moth)
Lineage: Eukaryota; Metazoa; Arthropoda; Insecta; Lepidoptera; Plutellidae
Source: RefSeq, a predicted model, not a curated record